GGCGGUGCGUGUUCCGCGGCCGCCGCUGCCGAGCCCCGGGGAACCGUCCGGCAGCGAUGUGCGCCGUGCGAGAGCCCGCACCGCCUCGGGAGGAGACCGGAGUGCGGAGAUCGAGUUCGCAGUGACUUCGGUUCCUCUCACGAUGGAUGGACACCAAGCUAGAGCUUCUCCUUAAAGAUACUAAUAACAGAGGUAUAAGCAUACAUGGCUCCUGGUUUCUCAAAUGAGAAGAAAACUGAUGAUGAACAGCCUUCAAAAGAGAAUUUUAUCCAUCUCUGCAACCCUCACCUGGAAAAGAUGAAAGAAGACAUCCUGUACCAUUUUGCUCUUGGGACUGGUACCCAUGAUUUUCCAGCACUGUUUGGAGAUGUAAAGUUCGUAUGUGUUGGAGGAAGUCCUUCACGGAUGAAAGCUUUUACCACUUACAUAGCUGAAGAACUGGGGCUUGCGAGCCCUGGUUGUGACUAUCCUAACAUCUGUGUGGGAACUGACCGUUAUGCAAUGUACAAAGUGGGACCUGUUUUGUCAGUCAGUCACGGUAUGGGCAUUCCUUCUAUUUCAAUCAUGUUGCAUGAGCUGAUCAAGCUGUUGUAUCAUGCCAAGUGUUCCAACGUAACCAUUAUCCGCAUUGGCACCUCUGGUGGAAUAGGUCUGGAGCCAGGCUCAGUGGUUAUAACUAAGCAGUCAGUAGAUGCCACCUUUAAACCUCAGUUUGAACAGGUUAUUCUGGGAAAGACUGUAACUCGCAGUACAGACCUAGAUGAACAGCUAGCUAAGGAACUGAUGGAGUGCAGUAAAGAAAUCAAUGAAUUCAAUACAGUCAUUGGAAACACUAUGUGCACUUUGGAUUUCUACGAAGGACAGGGCAGGUUGGAUGGUGCAAUCUGCUUGUAUACUGAAGAAGAGAAACUGCAAUAUUUGAAGGAAGCUUACGACUCCGGCGUCAGAAACAUAGAGAUGGAGUCUUCUGUAUUCGCAGCAAUGUGUAAUUUCAGCGGUGUCAAAGCUGCUGUAGUGUGUGUCACUCUUCUGAAUCGGCUUGAAGGGGAUCAGAUUAGCAGCCCACAUGAUGUGCUUGUGGAGUAUCAGCAGAGACCGCAAAAGUUAGUGGGAUAUUUCAUUAAGAAAAGGCUUGGGAAAGUAUGAAAUUCCCAUCUUUGUUUUGUAGAAGCAGGAGGCUUUUGCACAGCUGAAGUCAUGGUCAUGACUUCUGUACAUUAAAGGUCUUUUGCCUCAGAAUACUUCACAGCAUUCCGUGUGUCUGUGGAAGUUAACCAUUAUGUCCCUGUGCUUUGGGAAUUGUUUGUGCUGAUUGGCUUCCAGUUAAGUUUUGCUUAGUUAUGCAUUGCUGGAUAUGAGACUCGCUUUCCUGUGGACUGGAAAAAGGGAUCUGUUGUGAAGGACAAACCUGCUAUAAUAUAUGAAAAAGCUUUAUCUAUCCCUGCUGUAAAACAAAAACUAGGAAGAAAAUCAAACUUCAUUGCCAAGUACCUGCAAACCACCAAAUUAAAAUUAAUUUAAGAAUGCUAAUACCUUUCUUGUUGUUAUAAAAAAAUUAUAUAAAUUAUAAUGGUCUUUGUUGCUUUACUUGUAAAGAAAAUUUAAAGUGAAUGCAGUUUAUUUUUUGCAAACUUUGAAAAAUAAUAUUUUCAUAUAUUAAAAUUUAAUGAAAUUG
This is a messenger RNA of Phalacrocorax carbo (great cormorant), 1675 nucleotides long. The record is from RefSeq and is a predicted model, not a curated record. NCBI's taxonomy places the organism in Eukaryota, Metazoa, Chordata, Aves, Suliformes, Phalacrocoracidae.